AUGAAUGUCCUCUUCAACUUGUUGAAUAUUGCUGCUUUGAAGGGAGUCUUCAAAUUCCAUCCCAAAUGCAUAAAGAUAUGCCUAACUCACAUCUGUUUUGUUGAUGACCUCCUCAUAUUUUGUAAGGGCACUUUUGAUUCUAUAAUGGGAGUGCAGUCCGUGUUGGAUGUCUUUUACUCGUUCUCGGGGUUGAAGCUCAAUGCUGGCAAGUGUGAAAUGUUUACAGCUAGUAUGAAUCCUGAACUAUGUGCUUUUCUUUAUGAUGCUAUUGGCUUUAAGUUGGGGUCCCUCCCAAUAAGAUACCUUGGAGUUCCUUUGGUGUCGCGAAAGAUUGUAGUAAAAGACUGCCAAUGUAUGAUUGAAAAUAUUAGAACUAAAUUGCACUCUUGGGCUAAUAGGCACUUAAGUUUUGCUGGUAGACUGCAACUUAUCCGUUCUAUCCUUUUUAGUAUAGCUAACUAUUGGUGUAGGCAGAUAAUUCUUUCUCAGUCGAUAAUAAAGAAAAUUGAGCAGCUUUGUUCCCGGUUCUUCUGGAAAGGAGUUGAUCUGUCUGCUAGUGGUGCUCGAGUAAGCUGGAGGCAAGUUUGCCUUAUGAAAUCUGAUGGUGGUCUGGGUAUUAUUGACAUUGGGGCUGGAAUAAGGCUUGUAUAG
Molecule: messenger RNA, 651 nt
Organism: Hibiscus syriacus
Lineage: Eukaryota; Viridiplantae; Streptophyta; Magnoliopsida; Malvales; Malvaceae
Exons: 1
Coding region: 1-651 (216 amino acids)
Source: RefSeq, a predicted model, not a curated record